AUGCAAAGAGGGCAGUGGAGCCAGGCGGAAGAUUUGAUCUGGGGGAGCCUGGUGGCGGCAACCCGCGGCGUCGCGUUGUGGUACGGCGAGGACACCGGCGACGACACCAAGCUACGCGAGUUUUUGAGGCGCGUCGGAGAAGCGGAACAAGACCGGUACAUCCGAGACGCAUUCGACCACCUGUCGGCCAUGGCCGACACCGCGGAGCGCGUGCGCGAAAGACGAACCCGCGUCGAUUAUUUGAUCCUGGCGAUGGACGACCUUGACGAGGGAAUUGACCGAUUGGUAGCGCGGAUACCCGGCGGCGAUGAACCCCUCCCGUCCGCCGACCCCGAUGACGACGUAGCGGACUUUGGUGGGUGA
Geodia barretti is the source of this 363-nucleotide messenger RNA. NCBI's taxonomy places the organism in Eukaryota, Metazoa, Porifera, Demospongiae, Tetractinellida, Geodiidae. The record is from the annotation of a GenBank genome assembly.